Aplysia californica (California sea hare) is the source of this 1143-nucleotide messenger RNA. RefSeq lists its product as uncharacterized. The coding region runs from base 1 to 1143 and encodes 380 amino acids. Gene Ontology annotation, molecular function: G protein-coupled peptide receptor activity. The record is from RefSeq and is a predicted model, not a curated record. Gene Ontology annotation, cellular component: membrane. Gene Ontology annotation, biological process: neuropeptide signaling pathway. The transcript has a single exon. NCBI's taxonomy places the organism in Eukaryota, Metazoa, Mollusca, Gastropoda, Aplysiida, Aplysiidae.
AUGGUUCAACUGAGCAGGAUGUUUGUCAACACGACAGUCAGAACAGUAGUCAACCUGGUGAACACAGACACAUCGACAGUCAUCGAAGCAGUUAUUUUAUUUGGCUUUUCGUUGCCCAUAAGUCUCUUUGGGCUUGUGUCUAACGUUAUCAAUAUUGUUGUGUUUCUAAAAAUAGGUGUGAAAGACCCUGUAUCUGUGUCUCUGGUCGGAUUAUUCGUGGCCGACUUCGUCUUUCUUCUGUUGGCCUUUUACCGCCCAGUUGCUGAGCUUCUGGUCUGGUCGGGUGCAGCCAGUUCGUGGGUCAUUCACCCCAAAACUGUGCAAGUCAUCGCUGCUUCUUAUGUAUCUACUUUCUACCUCGUAUCCACGCUGCUAACCACGUACAUAUCCCUCGCUAGAUGUCUCUGUGUCGCUCUAGCGUUCAAGUUUCAGCGGAUCUUCACCCUGACACAAGCGCGCCUUGUAGUCGUCUCCAUCUACGUCUUCGCUGGGCUGUCUCACGUGCCGCAAAUACUCGCCAAGACUUUGGUCUGGCGUUACAAGGCACACCCAGACAACACAACGUCGUCAUUCCUCGUACUGACAAAAUCCUCCAACUUCGAGUCUCUCUGGGCAUUUCACAACAUAGUCAACAGAACUGUCGUACCUUACUCCUGCCUUGCCAUCUGUGUCCUGUGUCUGAUAGUCUUGUCGGUCAAGUUGAGGUCAGCCUCCGAGUUCCGCUCCCAUGCUACGACUGCGACUACGACAACGACAACGACGGCGACUCCGAAUUCGACUCGGAAUAGGAAUACGACUGCAACAAAUUGCGCAGACGACUUCUCUCAAACUUCUGAGAAACCGAAAACGAAACCACAAACUACCACAUCCAACCUGAACGUGAAAGAGAUCCAGCUGAUGAAGGCUGUGUUUCUUCUCUGCGCUAUUUUCGUAUCUACGGCGACAAUCAGGGCUGCAAUGGGCCUGGCUUUGGCCAUUUUCCCCCAACUUCAAACACACGAGAGGUACAAAAACGUGCACACCAUCUGCACGAGUCUUGUGGCUGCCUUCAUGGCUUUCAAUUGUGCCGUCAACUUUUUCAUCUUCUACUUUUUUAACACGAAAUACAGACAAACUCUGGGGGUUUUCUAUGAGAAAGUAUAG